Molecule: messenger RNA, 565 nt
Organism: Geodia barretti
Lineage: Eukaryota; Metazoa; Porifera; Demospongiae; Tetractinellida; Geodiidae
Source: the annotation of a GenBank genome assembly
ACGGCACCGUGCACUCUGACCCGUGUUUGCACGCACAAGGUCGCCUCUGCUGUUUGCUCGUCUCUUUCGACUCUCUCUGUGAGUGUGGUCUGUCUCGACAUGGCUCUGCGGCUGAGACUGCUAGCUAGACAGCUCCGCGUGGGGCGCGCAGCCAUGUCCUCCAACACUGACUCUGCAGGGAGCGUGAGAGCUGCUGGCGGGUCUUUCAGUAAGAAGGAACAGGCCCAAGAAGAUCAGUACUUCCACAACCUGGAGCUGGAGAAGCUGCGGAAACUGAGGGAAGAGACGGAACAUCAUCAUCAGGAAGAGAUUGACCAUCACAAGGAGUCAAUAGAAGACCUGGAGGAGCAGAUUCGAAGACACAAGAGAAAGAUUGAACGGCACAAGAAGAAGUUGCCUGACAGCGACUCUGACAGUGACUAGAGAUGGAACUCUGCAACUGCCCUGUAGCUUGUUUUUCUCUCAGUGUCUAGAGCAUAAUGUGUAUAGCUUGCUGUUGUAUUAAAGUGAUCACUGAGAGUAAUGUAUGUAAUGUAGUUUUGUUUAUCAUGGUGCUGUGAUGUCG